Messenger RNA from Aspergillus calidoustus, 546 nucleotides. Lineage: Eukaryota; Fungi; Ascomycota; Eurotiomycetes; Eurotiales; Aspergillaceae. The record is from the annotation of a GenBank genome assembly.
AUGUCUAUAGACACCUCUCCCACCAUAAUCCCCUAUAUCCAGACUUUCGAUCCUGAAGCUCCCUCGACACACAAAAAGCCCAAAAUGUCCGCAGAAGAAACCCCCUGGCACGCCGCCUUCCCCUCACCCCGCACAACAAACCCAGCCUCCCUCCCGCGCUCAACAGUCCUGCAAUGGCUGAAAGAGGGCACCAAAAUACCAGGAGCAGACUUCCUCCUCGUCGACCUGCGCCGUACAGAUUUCGAGGGCGGCACGAUCCGCGGCUCGCUGAAUCUUCCUGCCCAGAGCCUCUAUCCGACCUUGGGCACGCUGUAUAGUCUUGUGCGCAAGGCGGGAGUUCGGGAUGUGAUUUUUUACUGUGGAUCGUCUGCUGGGCGGGGCACGCGGGCGGCAGGCUGGUUUGCGGAUUAUCUAUCUGACAAGGGCGUCUCAGAGGGUGAUGUGAAGAGUUGGAAGUUGGAGGGUGGGAUCAAGGGGUGGGUUGCUGCAGGGGAUCAGUAUACGGCGCUGAUGGAUGGGUAUGACGAGAGUGUGUGGAAGAAAUGA